AUGCGGCAUCCCUUCGAUGAGUACGGUCGCAAAACCAAGGCGGCGACGAAGAAGGCGGUGACCGUCGACGCGUCCACCGAGGAGGGUAAGAAGGCGCUGGAGACGCUCGAGGCGCUGACGAGUAGGCCGAAGAUGAAGGAAAAUCGCGGGCGGAGAGCCCAGGCGGAUGUCGGCGCCGAAAAUCGGGCGAAAUCGAUCGAGCUCCUCAUCGACGCGAAGCUCCUGCGAAAGACCCGCGGGGGAGAGGUGACGCCGUCGGAGAUGGGCGUGAGGGCGCUGGAGACGUCCUCGUUCGAUCUGUCCGCGCGGUGCGACUGGGAGUUUGAGAAGACGCGCUUUGGCGUCGAGGUGGAUGGCGUAGACGAGAACACCGGGAUCGAGAAGCUGAGUCUCCGUUGGGUUUCGGGGCGUCAGUCGCACCGCGUCCCCAUGCGGUACGACUACAACGUCGACAACGUGCGGACGUACUCGCACGAGGCGCUGUCGCGACGAAUCUGGGACGCGCUCGAUUUGCCCAGUAGCGAGGAGGACUCCUCGCGUAACGGUUUUAGUCCAAAAUCCGCGAACCCGACCGGUCAUCACUGGCGCGAGUUCUUUCACCCGCUCGGGCCCGGCGAAACGGGCGUCCCACCGCCCCUCGCGCACCCCAACGCCCUCCCCGUCUUUGUCCAACUCAAGGUGAACCCCCCCGCGGGUCCGACGGACGCCGAGACGACGGAACAGGAGGACCACGUCGACGUGGACCAACCGGGCGAGUACUUCAACACCUACGUCAACUGCUUUCACGCCAAGACGGUGGACGCGAAGAUGGGCGCGCCCACCGUGUGCGGCGUCCAGCGGGACAUCCCGCGCGGCUGGGCGUUGUCCCACGACAGCGCGUACGUGCACAGGGCGGGUCGCAACGCGAGCGGAGAGAAUCGGUACCUGGCGAUGGUGACGUGGAUUAAAUGCGAACGCGUGGGGCGGGGCGAGACGUACAAGAUGCCGCCCAUCCCGGGUCUGCGAGCGGGUGGGCCGAAGUGGCACAAGGAACUGUUUGAGCGACGGACGGGUGCGAGGCUGGUGUUUGGAACGUGCGCGGAUGGGAAGAAACGGAAACGAAAGUAG
Messenger RNA from Micromonas commoda, 1107 nucleotides. RefSeq lists its product as hypothetical. The coding region runs from base 1 to 1107 and encodes 368 amino acids. The record is from RefSeq and is a predicted model, not a curated record. The transcript is spliced from 2 exons. NCBI's taxonomy places the organism in Eukaryota, Viridiplantae, Chlorophyta, Mamiellophyceae, Mamiellales, Mamiellaceae.